CGCUGGAAGGCAUGCGUGUCAGAUUGGGAUUCAAUGAGUUGGCCCUUGAGCCCUCAAAAUACAGAGUCCAGAUGAUCCAAAUAAAAUAUCAGAUUAAUCCGACCUCCUUAAAUAGCGGAUCCAAAUCGAGAGAUAUUCAACAAGUCACUGUUUGACAUCUUUCUUGCUCGAACACACUACCUGUAGCCAACGCCUCUUUCUCUCUCUCUCUCUCUCUCUUCCCUUAUCGCCUCCCAGAUUGAGAGCCGUCGAGCCCUAAAACUUAAUAGGAUAAGGCGCUAAAAUUUUAACCUAAAACAGCAUAACCAAUUUAAUACUUGUUCGGGCUGUGUCAAGAAGUAAUCGGCAACAAAUGGCACGCUUAUUGGUCUCCUCCUCGGCCUCCUCUCUAAGAUUCAGUUCCUUCGUCUUCUCUCCAAACCCUAGCACCACUCUUGAUUCUCAGAAGUCUUCUCUCCCCUUCGAGCCACUUCAUUCCAGAAAAUUGAGAAAGUUAAGUAGAAGUAGUAGUAGUAGCAGUAGAAAGAAUUUUCAGCUGUCUUCAGCAAAGGCUGUUUACUCUGGUGAGUUUUGGGCACCUGAGAAAAGUUCUCGACGAGGGAUCUGGUCAAUAAGGGAUGAUUUGGAAAUCCCAUCAUCACCUUACUUCCCUGCAAACGCUAACGGGCAAGGUCAAGCACAAGGGCCACCUCCAAUGGUGCAUGAGAGAUUCCAGAGUGUUAUUAGUCAGCUUUUUCAAUACAGAAUUAUACGCUGUGGUGGAGCUGUUGAUGAUGACAUGGCAAACAUUAUUGUUGCUCAGCUUCUCUACCUUGAUGCAGUUGAUCCUAAUAAGGACAUUAUAAUGUACGUAAAUUCUCCAGGAGGAUCAGUUACAGCUGGCAUGGCGAUAUUUGACACAAUGAGGCAUAUCCGACCUGAUGUAUCCACUGUCUGUGUAGGAUUGGCAGCUAGUAUGGGAGCUUUCCUGCUUAGUGCUGGGACAAAAGGGAAAAGAUACAGCUUGCCAAACUCAAGGAUAAUGAUCCAUCAGCCUCUUGGUGGAGCUCAAGGUGGGCAAUCUGACAUAGAUAUCCAGGCAAAUGAAAUGCUGCAUCAUAAGGCAAACCUAAAUGGGUAUCUCGCCUACCACACUGGUCAAAGUCUUGAGAAGAUCAACCAGGAUACGGAUCGUGAUUACUUCAUGAGCGCAAAAGAAGCCACGGACUAUGGGCUUGUUGAUGGUGUCAUCACAAAUCCUCUCAAGGCCCUUCAGCCACUGGCUGCUGCAGCAGAUCAACAAUGACCCGUCUUUUGUGAUCAUGAAUGAAAUAGCGUGUAUUUGCAAAAAAUAGGAAUAUAUAUAUAUAUACACUUUUAGGGUAAAUUAUAAGUUAGUCAUUGAGAUUUAUCAAAAGUUAUAACUUAAUCUCUUUAGAAAUAAUUAAUUUUUUGAGAUUUUGUUUUAUUAAUAAAUUAGUCUUUAUAUUUAA
Molecule: messenger RNA, 1472 nt
Organism: Hevea brasiliensis (rubber tree)
Lineage: Eukaryota; Viridiplantae; Streptophyta; Magnoliopsida; Malpighiales; Euphorbiaceae
Product: ATP-dependent Clp protease proteolytic subunit 5, chloroplastic
Exons: 9
Coding region: 353-1285 (310 amino acids)
Biological process (GO): protein quality control for misfolded or incompletely synthesized proteins
Cellular component (GO): endopeptidase Clp complex
Molecular function (GO): ATP-dependent peptidase activity; serine-type endopeptidase activity; ATPase binding
Source: RefSeq, a predicted model, not a curated record